AUGGAAGUCCGAAUAUUGGUCCUUUUCUUUAUAGCCAUGGUCACGGGAAAAAGAAAGCCCCCCAGAUUCGCCCGCGGAAUGCGCUUCGACAAGCUGCUGCUUGACGAUGAAAAAUUCCUCGAGGGCUCUGGUUUUGGCGAGUUCUUUGAGCGAGAAUUGAAGAGUGUUACUGAGAAUCCUGAAGUGUUCAAUGAUGAUGACGAGUCUUUGCCGGAAGUGUCUUUUCCAGUAUUCCGCGCAGCUGACAAUUCUCCGGAAAAUCCUACGAAGGAUCAAGACACCGCACCUGAACAUAUUACCCAGCCUCAAGCUUCAACUGUAGCGAGCAGUUCACCGACGCCGACCUCAAUUACAAAAACAACCGUUUCUUCAACUACAGAGCGGAGAAAACUGCGGAAGGCGGAACGAAUUGCGCUCUACAAACAGCGACUUCUCUCAGAGCAGCAACUCGAUCCAACAAAGGCCACAACAUUGUCAACAACUUUGACAACAUCAAAAUCCCCUGUUCAAACAACAAAAGGGGAUAGCAUAUCAAACAACAGAAGAACCAACAACAACAAUCGCAACUUCAACAACACAGUAUACAACAGUCGAACCGACGAGUACGACAGAGUUCUUUACAGAGGAUCCUACUACUACCUCAGUUGCAUCAACGACAUCGAAGCCCGACGAAUCAGUUCCCAUUUGGCCCAGUGA
Oikopleura dioica is the source of this 696-nucleotide messenger RNA. The record is from the annotation of a GenBank genome assembly. NCBI's taxonomy places the organism in Eukaryota, Metazoa, Chordata, Appendicularia, Copelata, Oikopleuridae.